GCAGAGAGGUGGACGGUGCCCGGUGUGGCCCUGCAAGGAGACCACAAGAAUCUGGGUUCAGCGGCUGACCACGGUGGCUCCAGCGUCACAGACGGACACCCCCCACGUUUGUCAUAGGACUAUGGGGGCGCGAUGCAGGUUCAGGGAGCAAGUUUCCGAGGCUGGAAGGACGUGACUUCUCUGUUUAAUAAGGACGAUGAACAGCACCUGCUUGAAAGAUGUAAAUCCCCCAAGUCCAAAGGAGCUAACUUGCGCUUGAGAGAAGAGCUGAAGACAGAGAAGAAAUCGGGGUUUUGGGACACUCUGAGUUUAAAACAGAACAUACAGUCCAAGAAGCCCGACGAGAUCGAAGGCUGGGAGCCCCCCCGCCUGGCGCCGGAGGACCCCGCGGCCGGGCUGCCGGCCGGGCCGGGCUGGGAGGAGGGCGCCGGCGGCUGCAGCAGGUACACGAGCCUGGGAGACUGUAAUCCAGGCGUGAAACGAGUCUCCCAGAGGUUUAACCUGGCGAAUUGA
Suricata suricatta (meerkat) is the source of this 513-nucleotide messenger RNA. It is a transcript of the gene TDRP, whose product is annotated as testis development related protein. Gene Ontology annotation, cellular component: cytosol; nucleus. Gene Ontology annotation, biological process: spermatogenesis. The record is from RefSeq and is a predicted model, not a curated record. The transcript is spliced from 4 exons. Lineage: Eukaryota; Metazoa; Chordata; Mammalia; Carnivora; Herpestidae. Bases 133 to 513 code for a protein of 126 amino acids.